GGUUAGGGCCUGUUGUAAACGGGCAGGCGUGUGGUCCAUCUGAGAGGGGACAGCCCGGCUGUGGUUGUUAUUACUGUGGAGUGUGUGGAUCUCAGGGAGUCGGGUUUUUCUUGUACAAUCUCUCAGCUCACAAAUGCUGACUAGCUUUUCUUAGUGAAACAGUGGUGAGAUGUAUUUAGACCCCAGUCCAUUUUUCCCCUUGAGAACAUUCUGUCCAGUAAAUAACCUUUGUCUACACGAAGCUACAUCUAUGCUUCAUCUUGAAAAAGAAUUUGAAGCCACAUGAGGUAGAGGCAAACGGGAUGCUGAGUUGUGUGGUCCAGGCCACACAUGGAGAUCAGUUCUGAGAAGGGGCCCGUGAAUGUUAGGAAGCUCUGGCCAGCGCCCUGCUGAUUAUGUGCUAUCUCCCAGAACCAGGGGCCUUGCCCUCAGGCCUGAAUUCUUUGUGGUUACCAUCCCAUUAACCUUGAACGGUUUCAGUGAACUUUAUUUUUAGCUUCUGCUUUUCAUUUCCAAAUUGAUAACCGAAUGAAGAAGCAUUGGCCCAGAGUGGCAAGGCCACGCUGAGGAGGUACCCCUGGCCAUGAGCUAAGAGAUGGAAUUGGCCCUGGUCACUUUAUACCUUUCUAGAAGCUGCUCACGGGCCUCAGUCUGGAGGCAGUUCCUCCACACCUCUGCCUGGGUGAUGUCUCAGGAGGGUGGUUUGCUAAAGCCUUGCCAGCAGAGCAGCAGCCAGGGAAGGCAUCACGAAGCUAAGACCUCACUCCCAUGGGAAAUGGACCCAGGACUUUUGUUUCUUGUUAAAAACUUGCCAAAGAGCUUCCUCUGGCUGAGAGCUUGGAGAGGAGACUAGAGACCUGACAGUUGGUUGAGAGACCAGUUCUUCAUGGACAGUGGCUCUAGUUAUUUGCUAACUGUUUGUGAUUUUCCAUAUGUGCCAGGCCCUGUACUGGGCCCCAGGGACACAAGUAUGAACAAGGCAGACAUCCCUGUGGUCAUGGUGGCUUGCUUCUUGCCCCCUUCCCUCUUUUCAUUCAUUCCUCACAAUUACCGAGAGACUGCUACAUGGCAUGCCUUGGAGGGGCUGCUGGGAAUGUACAGAAAUUACUGUCCGUCUGCUCAGGGAUCACAGGAAUCAGGAAACCACAAAGCCCCGUAUCCAGUGGUGAUUUCAUUUCUUCGGCAACGACCAGUAGAGGCAGGAGGGACACCAGGCAUGUAAAUGGAAUGUUUACCCUUGCGGAAGUUGCUUCACUUAAUGACAUUCAACCAACUUACCGAAUCCUGAAACCAUGGUGGGACGUGUUUAUGGAUUACCUGGCUGUCGUUAUGUUGAUGGUAGCCAUCUUUGCAGGAACCAUGCAACUUACCAAAGAUCAGGUGGUCUGCUUGCCAGUAUUGCCAUCUCCUGUAAAUUCAAAGGCACACACGCCACUGGGAAAUGCCGACGUUACCACCAAUAUCCCCAAGAUGGAAGCAGCCACUGACCAAGACCAAGACGGGCGGACGGCAAGUGACAUUUCCUUUGGCACAUCUGCUGUGACACCUGACAUACCUCUCAGAGCCACAUAUCCUCACACAGAUUCGACAGUUCCAAAUCAGGAGACAAAGAAGGAGAAGAAAGAUCCAACAGGCCGAAAGACAAACUUAGAUUUUCAGCAAUAUGUAUUUAUUAAUCAGAUGUGUUACCAUCUGGCCCUUCCUUGGUAUUCCAAGUACUUUCCAUACCUUGCUCUCAUACAUACUAUUAUUCUCAUGGUCAGUAGCAACUUUUGGUUCAAAUAUCCCAAAACAUGCUCAAAAGUAGAACAUUUUGUUUCAAUACUAGGAAAGUGCUUUGAGUCUCCUUGGACUACCAAAGCGUUGUCUGAGACGGCGUGUGAAGACUCAGAGGAAAACAAGCAGAGAAUAACAGGUGCCCAGACUCUACCAAAGCAUGUGUCUACCAGCAGUGAUGAGGGGAGCCCGAGUGCCAGUACCCCGAUGAUCAACAAGACAGGCUUCAAAUUCUCAGCCGAGAAGCCUGUGAUCGAGGUCCCCAGCAUGACCAUCCUGGAUAAGAAAGACGGGGAACAGGCCAAAGCCCUGUUCGAGAAAGUGAGGAAGUUCCGUGCUCACGUGGAAGACAGUGACUUGAUCUACAAACUCUAUGUGGUCCAAACGUUCAUCAAAACAGCCAAAUUCAUUUUCAUCCUCUGCUAUACUGCCAACUUCGUCAACGCCAUCAGCUUCGAGCACGUCUGCAAGCCCAAAGUGGAGCACCUGACUGGCUAUGAGGUGUUUGAGUGCACCCACAAUAUGGCUUACAUGCUGAAGAAGCUUCUCAUCAGUUACAUAUCCAUUAUCUGUGUUUAUGGUUUUAUCUGCCUCUACACUCUCUUCUGGUUGUUCAGGAUACCUUUGAAGGAAUAUUCUUUCGAAAAAGUCAGAGAAGAGAGCAGUUUCAGUGACAUUCCGGAUGUCAAAAACGACUUCGCAUUCCUCCUGCACAUGGUAGACCAGUAUGACCAACUGUAUUCGAAGCGCUUUGGCGUGUUCCUGUCAGAAGUCAGUGAAAAUAAACUUAGGGAAAUUAGCUUGAACCACGAGUGGACAUUCGAGAAACUUCGGCAGCACGUGUCCCGCAAUGCCCAGGACAAGCAGGAGCUCCACCUGUUCAUGCUAUCCGGCGUGCCCGACGCCGUCUUUGACCUCACAGACCUGGAUGUGCUGAAACUUGAACUGAUUCCGGAAGCUAAAAUUCCCGCGAAGAUCUCUCAGAUGACUAACCUCCAAGAGCUCCACCUCUGCCACUGCCCUGCGAAAGUGGAACAGACAGCUUUUAGCUUCCUCCGCGAUCACUUGAGAUGCCUUCACGUGAAGUUCACCGACGUGGCUGAAAUCCCUGCCUGGGUGUACCUGCUCAAAAACCUUCGGGAGUUGUACUUGAUAGGCAAUUUGAACUCUGAGAACAACAAGAUGAUCGGGCUCGAAUCUCUCCGGGAGCUGCGGCACCUUAAGAUUCUCCACGUGAAAAGCAAUUUGACCAAAGUUCCCUCCAACAUUACAGAUGUGGCUCCACAUCUUACCAAGUUAGUCAUUCAUAAUGACGGCACUAAACUCUUGGUACUGAACAGCCUUAAGAAAAUGAUGAAUGUCGCUGAGCUCGAACUUCAGAACUGUGAGCUGGAGAGAAUCCCCCAUGCUAUCUUCAGCCUCUCGAAUCUGCAGGAGCUGGAUUUAAAAUCAAAUAACAUACGCACCAUCGAGGAGAUCAUCAGUUUCCAGCAUUUAAAACGACUGACGUGUCUGAAAUUAUGGCAUAAUAAAAUCGCUACCAUCCCUCCCUCCAUCACCCAUGUCAAAAACUUGGAGUCACUUUAUUUCUCUAACAACAAGCUCGAAUCCUUACCCGUGGCAGUGUUCAGUUUACAGAAACUCAGAUGCUUAGACGUAAGCUACAACAACAUUUCCGUGAUUCCAAUAGAGAUAGGAUUGCUUCAGAACCUGCAGCAUUUGCAUAUCACUGGGAACAAAGUGGACAUUCUGCCAAAGCAGUUGUUCAAAUGCAUGAAGUUGAGGACUUUGAAUUUGGGGCAAAACUGCAUCACCUUCCUCCCUGAGAAGAUUGGUCAGCUCUCCCAGCUCACUCAGCUGGAGCUGAAGGGGAACUGCUUGGACCGCCUGCCAGCCCAGCUGGGCCAGUGUCGCCUGCUCAAGAAAAGCGGGCUUGUUGUGGAAGAUCACCUUUUUGACACCCUGCCACUCGAAGUCAAAGAAGCAUUGAAUCAAGACAUAAAUAUUCCCUUUGCAAAUGGGAUUUAAACUGAGAUGAUCCGUGUGCAGGAACACCGUCCUAGAGGGCAAACACUCACGUACAAGUUAUUGCAAGAUAAUGCAUUUUAGGAGUAGAUACAUCUUCAAAAAUAAAACACAGAGAGGAUGCAUAGAAGGCUGAUAGAAGACGUAACUGAAUGUUCCCUGUUUGUAGUGUUUUCAGUCAAUUCAUUUCCAGAUCUUUUCUCUUUUCUUUUUUUCUUUUGGGGAAAGGGAAGGAACGAUUAUAAUCACUAAUCUUGGUUUCUUUUUAAAUUGUUUGUAACUUGGAUGCUGCCGCUACUGAAUGUUUACAAAUUGCUUGCCUGCUAAAGUAAAUGAUUAAAUGGACAUUUUUCUUACUAUA
This is a messenger RNA of Mustela erminea (ermine), 4162 nucleotides long. RefSeq names its product leucine rich repeat containing 8 VRAC subunit D (gene LRRC8D). Gene Ontology annotation, molecular function: protein binding. The coding region runs from base 1066 to 3804 and encodes 912 amino acids. Lineage: Eukaryota; Metazoa; Chordata; Mammalia; Carnivora; Mustelidae. The transcript is spliced from 3 exons. The record is from RefSeq and is a predicted model, not a curated record.